UUUUUAUUUUUUAUUUUUUUUAUUCCCACCUUUUCUCAGUAACCAAACGGAGUAAGACGUUUUGGUUACCAGGGUUGUUUUUGUUUUUGUUUUUUUUUUUUUGGUUUUUGAUGUGUAAAUUGCAUCCUCAACCGAGUCAAGGAAGGUAGAGGGUUUUGUCCUCUUGGGUCCCAAGUGUUGGAAAAACAUUAUUUUCCUUUCUGACAUUUUCUCUGCUCCUAAAAGAAGUGUUAUUUACCAUGGGACUCGCUCCAGGGCUGAUUAAUGGACUGUUUGGUUAGCAUUUUGGAAGUCAUUGUAAUUUUGGUAUUCACAAGCAAUCAAAGUGUCUGCACUAGUGUUCUGAAGAAAAUAUGUCGCGAAAAUGGACUUGAGAGGUGGCCCUACCGCAAGUUUCAAUCUGGAACAAGUGUUGAAGAAAUUAAGAAGUAUGCUGCUAGAGAAAGAAACAAGGAACUUGCUCAAUUGUCGACGGUUGAUGUGCAAGGAAAUGACGCUUUAACAAGUUCAGCUGUGUCAGCAGCCUUUGGCUCCCAGCCCCAAAACGAUACUAAAAGUUCUCUCUGGCAAAUGUCCAAAUUACAUGGUGCCAUACCACCUCAUAUGUUGCAACAGCAAGGAAGCAGGAACAUUCAAAAUGGGCGACCCCAGAAUCUGCCUAAUGCAAGUCUGAGCAAAGGAAUUGCAGCCUCUUUGGAUGAAUUUAAAUAUGGAUUCCCAACAAGUGGUCUAGCAACUGCCUCAAAUAAGUGGUGGGGAAGCAGCAGUCCUGAUGGCUAUGAAGGUACCAUUGGUAAUGGAGUUGAAAUUGAUGAAGAAGACAAAAAACAGUCUGAACAAUUGGCAGAUAAUGGUGCCAAUUUGUUAGUAAUGGAUGGAGAGAAAGCUGAAAAUGAGAAAGAGGAGGGCACCAUUGGUCCCCAAGGGACAGGUUUAUUGACGGUUGUGAGGAAAACUACUGUAGAGGAAGGACGGAAAAUACUAAAGAUUGGUGUUGGUAGGGAUCAUGGUGUACUCAAGGCAGGGAAGAAAGAGAGAAGGUUGCUGCUUCAAAUAUUUGGAUCUUCAUUGCCAAGUCAAUGGAUAAAUGGCUCUUCUUGAAUCUUAGGGGUACUGCUGUAUUCAAUUUUCAAUCUUCCAAUUUCAGUUAUGAGUUCUCAAUCCUUUUUAAUUUGUCUUCAAUUUCAUACUGGCCAUGGGUGUUAUGAAAUCUUUAUUGGUAGGUUGGAACAUUUACAUAUGCAUACCCAAGUAAUCAAUUCAGCAGCCCGAUCAACAUUUUGGUUCAUUUGUAUGGUCUAUUGUGGGCAUAUGAUGAUCCUAGGUGUCUACGACCUGGCCUGCUUGCACAUGGCUCACCUUACAAUCCUUGCUGUUCAAUUUGUCAAGUAGGUGUAUGGUUAUUAAUCACAGUUCUAACCACACCUUCUUCGGUUCAGUUCCUAAUAAUAAGAAUCCAACUUGAUUAUUGAUUUCUGAUCUUUUAGUUUGCUGAUGAGGCUGCAUUCCAUCAUUCUUAAGGUCCUGUCUAGAAUGGUGCAUAUGUUCCUUGUAUUGCCACAUUUUACCAUUCCUUGUAUUGCCAAAUCCAUCCCAACACCUAAUUUUGGCUUACGACUAUGUUUUGAACAAUAUUUCCUUUUUCACUUGAUGGUAUGGUGUGAUAAUUUAGCACUCAAAAGACAAUUCACUUCUACUUUGUGGCAGAUUUACCCUUCUGUGGUUUUUAGUUUUUCAUGUCAGUCUUACCAUGAAAUGCAACUGACAAAAUGGAGCAGGAGGCAUGGAGGUGAUCAAUCAUGUGUUUAUGCUUUGGGCCUCACAGAAUGACAAAUAUGAGCAUCGAGCUGUUAUGGGUCUAAACAAGUUAGGCGGCAAUGUUAUCAAUAUUAGCAGAAGCCUUGACUACAUUGGUUUUCUCCUUGUUUUCCUUGAGAACUAACUUUGCUUCUGUAUAUCUUCCUCUUGCAAGAAAAUAUUUAGGAGUCCAAAUAUUGAAGUGACCACAUCUGGAAGUAAAAGUCUGCAUGUUACCUUUUUUAAUAUUUGAAGUUGAGCUAUCAGGGUCCAGAGCAUCUUCUAUUUCUAUUUUCAUUUGUGGCUCAUCAGUUGUCUACUGAGCUUGAGCUGCAUACUCCAUGCUAGUUAAGUAGUGGUGUACUCUAUGUAUGCCUUAGUGUUAGGGCUCUAUUAGCCACAACUUGAAGAAGACUUUGGUUGUUGUGUUCUCUUUGUAAUUUCCUUUGGAUGCAGUUUGUUCC
Vitis riparia (riverbank grape) is the source of this 2261-nucleotide messenger RNA. RefSeq lists its product as uncharacterized. NCBI's taxonomy places the organism in Eukaryota, Viridiplantae, Streptophyta, Magnoliopsida, Vitales, Vitaceae. The record is from RefSeq and is a predicted model, not a curated record. The transcript is spliced from 4 exons. The coding region runs from base 265 to 1101 and encodes 278 amino acids.